CUGAGAGAUUGGUUUGGUUGAGAGUGGCGGCUAAAUAAACUCCAGGGGUCCAGGAUCAUGUUCCCCCAGAAAAUUUUGGAACAAAAUGAGACCUCGGUCUAACUACCAGCAACAACUGUUUCAAGCCACAUAACCGGCGAUUGUGAAUAUUUAAUAUGUCAUAAACUUUUUCUUUGGAGUGGCUUAUCCCCUUUUUUUUACUUUUUUAAAGACUAGAUAACCCCUGGCCCCCUAACCCCCCCCCCCCACCCCUCCUGGUUCCACCGGCCAUGUUAAUCAUAAUAUCACAUAUGUGAUGUAAAUGCAGUUUUAGUGGGCACCAGUGGUGGACACACAGUAAUUCCAACCUAGCUUCCCCAUUGAGCUCCCCUCCACGCACAAGGCCCGCAAAAGAAAAGGCAGCAGACCUCGUCCCUGAUUUUACCGGGGGGGAGAAGCACGACUGUCGAUGUGUACAUUCCUCAAUGCCAAAUAUCAUAUAUCCUGUGGUCAAGACGACAGUGUCAACACAGCAAGCGAUCAUAGAUCGUGAGAAAAGUUUAUACUUCUACACUAACUGGCUGCCAUGCCUAACUCAGAUAAUACUGCUCCAAUUCAGACGUUCAUUUAUCCAGUUGGCGACAGCUACACAGGCACAUGGGACGACGAGGGCAGAAAACAUGGUGUUGGGAAACUAAAUUUGACUAAUGGCUCGUUCUAUGUAGGACAAUUUCAACACGGUUUAUGCUCUGGUUAUGGCGUAUUAAAACUACCUGAUGGAGCUCGAUAUGAAGGCGAGUUUAUCUACGGUAAAUUUCACGGAGUUGGUGUCUACACUCGUACAGAUGGAAUGAAAUUUGAGGGUGAAUUUUUCGAAGGAGACGUACGUGGUUUGGGUUUGCUGACUUUUCCUGAUGGUACUCAUGGUAUUCCAAGAAAUGAAGGUAGAUUUGAAGGAACUAAAUUCUUGGGACAUGCAAAAGCUGAAACAAUCGUAACCAAAGCAAGGGAAGCUGCUGUUAAAGCUUAUCAGUGUUCUGAUCCUUGAUAAAAAGAAAUUAGGAACAUGCAUAUUUUUCAUAGCAAAUCAUAUUUCGAUAUUUGCAUAUUUAAUUAUUAAUAUGAUUUUGUACAUGUUAUAUUUUAAUCAACCUAUUAAUGUAAAUGGGGUGGGGGUUUGGCUUGAACACUAAAUAAUCUGGCUUGGCUGUCAGGAAUUUGAACAUCAAUGUGAUCCCAGAGGGUGGGAAAGGGGGGGGGGGGUGUAUGGGUAACGUUUCAGAACGAAAAAAAGAAGCUGUUUUACAAUUCACAUGUCUUAAAAAAGCAAUUUCACAUUUCACUAAAAACUGGAUUCUAAUAAAAAUAAUAUAAUAAUAAUAGGUUUAUUAAGAGUAUUUUAAUGCAAAAAUUGGUACAGCAGCCAGGCAGUUAAAAACUACAUUGCAAUUUACAAGGUUGAGUGAUGAGAACGUCCGACAACCUCCAAAAUUCGAAAGACGGCUCCGAAGUUUUUACUCUUGUGCAAUCAAGUGAGGUCGAUUAUUAUCGCCUAUUAUGUCUAUUAUGGCCUCGAUUAUGGCUAUUAUAAAAUAAAUUGAAAAAAAAAAACAAAGCAAAAUCACAGUUUACGAAACAGACACCCUUAAUUCUCAUUUCACAGAGCAUUAUUAUCAACAAUGGAAUCACGCCUCAUUGCUGUAGAACAAAUCACAUUUCACGACACUAAAAUGAAACAUUGCACACAAACAAAUAUCUUCUUUCCCACCCUCAUUCCAGUCUUUGCCAUACCAUUUUUAUUUUGUGCCACUUAGGGGCUGUUUACAUGAGCCCAGCUGGCCCAGUUAACCAGGCUGAAACUUUACCAAGCCAAAUAUGGUGGGGGAAAGUUGUUUACUUGUUAUAAUACUGUAAGGUUUGUCACGCAAGUUAAAUGCACAUUUUAUAGAGCUAUUUUUCGAUUUAAAACUAUCUAAUCGACAAGAACAACUUAAGAAAUAAAUAUUAUAACUAUUUAAAUUGUCCAAAAAAAUACUAAUUCAAAUUGAUAUUGUAGUUUGUACAGAUGUUUUUUUGCCAGACGAUUACCCAGGCUGAUGACUUUACAUGGGAGUCCCUUUUCCAAGUCCAAGCGAGAUCUCGGCUAGGCGGGCUGGCCUGGUUUACAUGUAAACUAAAAUUGUUUUCUUAAGGGAUUUGUACUAAGCCAGGCGCCUCAGUUAACCAGGCCAGCCAGGCUCACGUAAACAUGCAGCCCCUUAGUGCUUUUUAAAAUUUUUUUUUAUUGUUUUAAAUUUUUUUCACUAUUCGAACAUGGUUUUGCAAAACCAUAUUGAAACUGUAAUGGCAUUGAGUUGCUUAACCCAAUCAGAGCCAGCAAACUCCCCUCUGGCUAAUUAGACAAAUUAAGUUGCAUUGCACCCCAAUGUGCCCUAGCUACUUUAUUAUUUUACUCUGUCUAAACACCAGAUGAUUUUUCUCCUCAGGGGCAUGGGUUAAUUUAUUCAGAAAUAAUGGCACUCCAUAUCAUAUUUAAAAAUAGGUACGCUAAGCGUACAUGUAUCUGCUCAUAUUAAUACUCAGUAGCUUGUAAAAAUAAACUAGAAAUACUUGCAUGCAAUAACCCCUCGCUUAUAUUCUCCAAACAUUGUUUCAACAUGAAGUAUAUUCGUGAUUACGCCAACAUUGAACGCAAGCUCGCGUUGCACGUCAUGUUUGUCAUGGCAACACGAUAAUUUUAAAAAAUUUUUUUGGUACAAACGUCAAAC
Molecule: messenger RNA, 2747 nt
Organism: Paramuricea clavata
Lineage: Eukaryota; Metazoa; Cnidaria; Anthozoa; Malacalcyonacea; Plexauridae
Source: the annotation of a GenBank genome assembly